This is a messenger RNA of Peromyscus maniculatus bairdii (prairie deer mouse), 678 nucleotides long. NCBI's taxonomy places the organism in Eukaryota, Metazoa, Chordata, Mammalia, Rodentia, Cricetidae. The record is from RefSeq and is a predicted model, not a curated record.
AUGGUCAACUCCUGCUGUGGCUCUGUCUGCUCUGAGGAGAGCUGUGGCCAAGGCUGCUGCCAGCCCAGCUGCUGCCAGCCCAGCUGCUGCAGACCCAGCUGCUGUGUGUCCAGCUGCUGCAGACCCAGCUGCUGCAGACCCCAGUGCUGCCAGUCUGUGUGCUGCCAGCCUACCUGCUGUCGCCCCAGCUGCUGCCGCCCCAGCUGCUGUGUGUCCAGCUGCUGCAGACCCCAGUGCUGCCAGUCUGUGUGCUGCCAGCCAACCUGCUGUCGCCCCAGCUGCUGCCGCCCCAGCUGCUGCAUCUCCAGCUGCUGCCAGCCCAGCUGCUGCCAGACCACCUGCUGCAGGACCACCUGCUGCCGCCCCAGCUGCUGUGUGUCCAGCUGCUGCAGGCCCAGCUGCUGUGUGUCCAGCUGCUGCAGACCCAGCUGCUGUCAGUCUCUGUGCUGCCAGCCCACCUGCUGCCGCCCCACCUGCUGCAUCUCCAGCUGCUGCCGCCCCUGCUGCCGCCCCUGCUGCCAGCCCUGCUGCCAGCCCUGCUGCCGCCCCUGCUGCCGCCCCUGCUGCUGCCUGCGCCCAGUCUGUGGUCAGGUCUGCUGCCACAGCACUUGCUACCGCCCGACCUGUGUGAUCUCCACCUGCCCCCGCCCCAUGUGCUGCGCCACCCCUUGCUGCUGA